AAUUGGCUGAGCGGUUAGUCCAUCACAGGAUUACACGUUCCAGGGUAGGUUGGCACGGGCGCCGUAGCUAGACCUAGGAGGCUGCAGCUAAAACGCCCAGUUGAAUCCGCAACUAAUACGUUUGGGGUGUUUUUCUUCCUACCCUUCGCACUCUAAAGUGUGACUGUGUCAUGAGGAAUGCACAGGUUUGCAGCGAAUCUUUUGACAGCCAGUCAUUUCUUCUUGCAGCACUUUUCGCGGGUUUGAAAAAAUGGAUUAGUACCGCACGAGUCUAAUUCCUGGAUGCGAUUUGUAGAAGUUUGAAAAAUAACGUCAGCGUGCUUGAUCUAACGUUGGUUUGCUGGAUUUUAAAAACUGCUGCAACGUGAUAGGAACACUGGCAAACAUUUUCUAGAAGUGAGAAGCUAGCUGAGCUAAAGACACUGUGGACUGAGAGCUAUCAAGCUGUAUGUAUAUUUUCUUAAGCUUCCUCCUCCUGCUAAUUGGAUUGUACUUCACCAGUCAAAGAUUUCUUCGCAGUCCUGCUCCGGCUGCUGUGGAGGUGGACCGGGACGAAAGAUGGGACUACCCGCUCUGGAAUUCAGCGACUGCUAUCUGGACAGUCCGCAGUUCCGGGAUAGAUUGAAAUCUCACGAGCUGGAACUGGAGAAGACUAACAAGUUCAUCAAGGAGCUGAUCAAGGAUGGGAAGGCGCUCAUACAGGCACUGAAAAACCUGUCCUCGGCCAAGAGGAAGUUCGCAGAGUCCCUGAACGAAUUCAAGUUCCAGUGCAUCGGGGAUGCUGAGACGGAUGAUGAGAUAUGCAUCGCGAGGUCGCUGCAGGAGUUUGCGGGCGUUUUACGGAACCUGGAGGACGAGAGAACUCGCAUGAUCGAAAACGCAGGCGAUGUCCUGAUCACCCCCCUGGAGAGGUUCCGGAAGGAGCAGAUCAGCGCUGCCAAGGAGGCCAAAAAGAAGUACGACAAGGAGACGGAGAAGUACUGCGGGGUCCUGGAGAAGCACUUAAGCCUGUCCUCCAAGAAGAAAGAGGCGCACCUUCAAGAGGCGGACAGCCAGGUGGACCACGUCCGCCAGCACUUCUACGAGGUCUCGCUGGAGUACGUCUUCAAGGUGCAGGAGGUCCAGGAGCGCAAGAUGUUUGAGUUUGUCGAGCCGCUGCUGGCGUUCCUCCAGGGGCUGUUCACGUACUACCACCACGGGUACGAGCUGGCCAAGGACUUCAACCACUUCAAGACCGAUCUGACCAUCAGCAUCCAGAACACGCGGAACCGCUUUGAGAGCACGCGCUCGGAGGUGGAGUGUCUGAUGAAGAAGAUGAAGGAGAAUCCUCACGAGCACAAGAGCGUGAACCCCAGCACCAUGGAGGGGUACCUGUUUGUGCAGGAGAAGCGGUCCUUUGUGUCCUCCUGGGUGAAGUACUACUGCACGUACCACCGCGAGCCCAAACGGGUCACCAUGGUGCUGUUCGACCAGAAGUCCGGAGGCAAAGUCGGUGACGAAGACUCCUUCACACUCAAAUCCUGCACACGGAGGAAGACGGACUCCAUCGAGAAGAGGUUCUGCUUCGACGUGGAAGCCGUGGACCGGGCGGGCGUGAUCACCAUGCAGGCUCUCUCUGAAGAGGACCGCAGGCUGUGGAUGGAGGCCAUGGAUGGGAGAGAGCCGGUCUAUAACUCAAACCGAGACAGCCAAAGUGAAGGAAUGGCUCAGCUGGACGUCCUCGGCUUCAACGUCAUCAAGAAGUUCAUCCAUGCCGUGGAGACCAGAGGUAUCGACGAGCAGGGUCUCUACCGGAUCGUGGGCGUGAACUCCAGAGUUCAGAAGCUCCUCGGCCUGGCGAUGGACCCCAAAACCUGCGCGGACGUGGAGCUGGACGGCUCUGAGUGGGAGAUAAAGACCAUCACCAGUGCGCUCAAAUACUAUCUCAGGAUGCUGCCCGCACCCCUCAUGACCUACCAGUUCCAGCGGAGCUUCAUCAAAGCUGCCAAACUGGACAAUCCGGAGGCCCGAAUCGCGGAGGUCCACAACAUCGUCCACCGGCUGCCCGAGAAGAACAGGCAGAUGCUGGAUUUACUCAUGAAACACCUGGCAAACGUGGCCAGCCACCACCAGCAGAACCUGAUGACCGUGGCCAACCUGGGCGUGGUCUUCGGCCCCACCCUGCUGCGGUCGCAGGAGGAGACGGUGGCCGCCAUCAUGGACAUCAAGUUCCAGAACAUCGUCAUCGAGAUCCUGAUCGAGAACCACGAGAGGAUCUUCAAGGACCCGCCCUCCAACUCCCAGAACCACCCCCUCCGCAGACGCAGCACGGAGACCAAGCCCCCCUCCUGCAGCGAGAGGCCCCUCACCUUCUUCCACACGCCCCCGCCCGCUGAGAAAGCGAAGCGGAGCAGCCUGGCUCUGAACUCCAGUGUGGACUCGGUCCUCACCCACGGCUCAGUCAACUCCAACAGCACCCAGGGCCGGGCCCACCAGAACAGCCUGACGGGCAGCGAGCCGGACCUGGACGGGGCCCCGGUGGGGAAACAGCCCCGGCCAAACUCCCUGCUGAGCCCGAAGAGCCGACCCAGCGUUCCCACCAGCCCGGCCUCCCCGAGCCCCACCUCGCCGCGUUCCCCCUCCUGGCCGAUGUUCUCCGCACCCUCCAGUCCCCAGCCAGCCUCCUCCACCUCCAGCGACUCCUCCCCCUUAAGCCCCCCCUUCCGGAAAGCGCGGGCCCUCUAUGCCUGCAAGGCCGAGCACGAGUCCGAGCUGUCCUUCAUCGCCGGGACCAUCUUUGAGAACGUGCACCCCUCCCGCGAACCCGGCUGGCUGGAAGGCACUCUGGACGGGAGGACCGGGCUGAUACCAGAGAACUAUGUGGAAUUUGUGUGACCCCUGAGGUCAGGGGUCAGGGGUCACUGACCCCUUCCCGAUCGCCCUGCGCAAGAAAGCCCCCUGGAGGGGCUGCAGAUUGACUGGGGAGCAGAGAGAGAGAGUGUGUGUGUGUGUGUGUGUGUGUGUGUGUGUGCGUGCGUGUG
Molecule: messenger RNA, 3020 nt
Organism: Anguilla anguilla (European eel)
Lineage: Eukaryota; Metazoa; Chordata; Actinopteri; Anguilliformes; Anguillidae
Product: rho GTPase-activating protein 26-like
Exons: 24
Coding region: 559-2874 (771 amino acids)
Biological process (GO): signal transduction
Cellular component (GO): cytoplasm
Molecular function (GO): GTPase activator activity; protein binding
Source: RefSeq, a predicted model, not a curated record